This is a messenger RNA of Odontomachus brunneus, 3718 nucleotides long. RefSeq names its product ATP-dependent RNA helicase DHX30-like. The transcript has 14 exons. The coding region runs from base 487 to 3672 and encodes 1061 amino acids. The record is from RefSeq and is a predicted model, not a curated record. Gene Ontology annotation, molecular function: DNA helicase activity; ATP binding; G-quadruplex RNA binding. Gene Ontology annotation, cellular component: cytoplasm; nucleus; intracellular anatomical structure. Lineage: Eukaryota; Metazoa; Arthropoda; Insecta; Hymenoptera; Formicidae.
GUGCAGGAGCCAUUAGAGUAAGAAAAAAUAUACUUGUCUCACUUUAACUUGUUGCACCAGUUCUGCAGUUAGCUAAAAAGAAAGACCAAAAAUUCAACAAGCUCUAACCUUGUUAAACAUGAUGAUAUCGAUGUGGUUCAAAAAGUAUUUUAAAGCUUUAAAUCUUUAGUUUUGUCACUAUUAUUAUCGUCUUGACGUUAUUUUAGCAAAAUAUAUCGAAUUAAACGGAAAGUGCAUAUAUGUAAUUUAUCUCAGUUUCUACAUUUAUCUAUUUAUACUAAUUUAAACUAGAAUCUGUAUAAACUAUUAUUUUAUACUUCUGUUGUGUGACCGGACGAGAGGUCGCGUAAACUGGUUCUUGUAUAAAAACGAAAUUAACAAACAUUUGUUUGGAAAAUAUAUAAUACUACUACAAACAUUAAAUAUAAUUCCAUUCAUAGUUUCUGUUGUAAUUUUAACUGCAACAUAUUAAAACACACACAUGCAAUGUCAGGAACAUGUUUAAUAUUCACUGGGCACAGAUCAGCAUAUAAAUGUAUUCAACAAUAUUGCGUGUCAUAUUUUUAUAAAAAUGUAAUUAAAUCCACAAAUGUACAUAGUGCAAUGCAAUAUUGUAUUUCUAUGAAAGAAGAUAAUGUGCAUUUAACCAAGCAAAGUACCACUAGCCUAACCAAUGAUAUGUACAAUAAGGAACAAAUUAAAAAAGUUACAUCCAAUAAAUUUAGGAAGAAUGUCCUAACAUAUAAAAAAUUGGAACGGAUAUACCAACAGCCAAAGAAUUCUUUGCUAGAAAUUUACAGGAUAGUAUGCCAAGAACUAAAUGAUCAAACGCUUUUAACUUCGAGCUGUAAUGCAGACCCUAAAUCACAACUAUGGAAAUUUACUUAUAAUAUCAAGUGGCCAGAAAAUAUGUCUUUCAACGGAGUCAGUAAGAGAAAGACAGUAGCUAGUAAUAUCGCAGCUCUGAAAUGUUUAGAGUGGUUAGAAACAAAUCACAAGUUAAUGAACGGCAAACCGAUUCUGUAUACUAAGAAACAAAUACAGAAUAUGCAAUUGAAGACUCACGAAUUAAGCAUUGCUCCUGAAAUUUUGGACAACAUGGAAAGCUUAAUCAAGACUUACAAAAUGAAAAUAGAUAUCCCAAGACUGGACAAUUCUACUACUACUUAUUCAUGCAAUUGGAGCGCAACCAUGUCUGACUAUGAUGCUUUCGGACCUCUUGACUCAAAUAUAAAAACAAACUAUAAACAUCGUAAUAUGACAUUGCAAUCUAGAUUGAUAGAGAAACAUACACGACAUACUGAUCUACCGAUUUUCCAGUUUAGGGAUAAGAUUCUUUCUAUGUUAGCCGAAAAUAAAAUUUUAUUGAUAGAAGGGGAUACAGGAUGCGGCAAAAGUACCCAAGUUCCUCAGUUUAUACUGGAUAGUUACGCACGUAGUGGAAACGCCGUCAAGUGUAAUAUCUUAGUGUCACAACCGCGUAAGAUUUCGGCAAUCUCUCUGGCGGAUCGUGUUGCGAACGAAAGAUCAGAGAUCUUGGGCGAUGUCGUUGGUUAUCAAGUGAGACUAGAGAAUGUGACGCCGCAGGAAUCCGGCAGAAUAGUCUACUGCAGCACGGGUAUACUGCUGAGAAAGUUACAGUGCUCUCCUAGUUUAGUAGGAUGCUCGCACGUGAUCCUGGACGAGGCGCAUGAACGCUCUAUCGAUACCGACAUACUGAUGAUCUUGCUGAAAAGAGCGCUCAAUCUGAAUCCUGAAUUGAAGCUUCUGAUCAUGUCGGCGACUAUAAAGGCGCAUUUGUUUCAAAAGUACUUCAAUUGCGCCACUAUCAAGGUGCCUGGUAGAGUAUAUCCUGUAGAAGUGAAUUUUAUGGAGGAUAUUAAGAACCUGCCGAAUUUUAACAAAUAUAGACCAUAUGCGUAUCAGUUUCGCCCUGAAGCACCUAUAUUGAACGAUUUACCAGUCUUGACCGACUUCAUAAAUAUAGUGCAGAUUAUAAAGUGGAUUUCCGCGAAUAAACCGUACGGCGCUAUCCUGUGCUUCUUGCCAGGAUGGUCUGAAAUUAUGCAAGUUCAGAAGAUGUUCGAGGAUGAGCCGCUUAGUACACAAAAGCAAUUGAUCCUGACAAUUCACUCCAGGCAGACGCAUGACGCACAGCGCAGAAUUUUUCAGGAAGUGCCUAAGGACACGCGCAAGAUUAUUCUGGCUACGAAUAUCGCCGAGACUGGCAUUACCAUACCCGACGUGUGUUACGUUGUGGAUUCCGCUAUACGCAGAGUAGUAAAAUGGAACGAUGCAAAAGAUAUGUUGUGUUUGCACAACGAUUGGAUCACUAAGGCGAACAUUCAGCAGAGAAAAGGAAGAGCUGGCCGAAUGAAACCAGGCGAGAGUUAUCAUUUAAUUAAAAGAACAGAAUAUGACAACUUAGAGGAGUACCCGACUGCGCAGAUAUUGUCUAGUUCAUUGGAGAAGACAAUUCUCGAGUGUAAAUCGUAUACAGACGAAAAUAUGAAGAUCUUUUUCAGUAACUUAAUUGAACCGCCUGCUCCGAAUAAAAUACAGAAAGGAGUGGAGUAUCUGAUAAACAAUGGAAUUCUAGACAAAGAUGAGAAUCUCACAGCUUUGGGUAAACGGAUGACAGUAUUUACAACGCAUCCUAGGUUCAGCAAAGCAUUGGUAUAUUCCGCUAUUUUCAAAUGCGUACAUCCCGUUGUAACCAUAGCGAACGUCUUUUCCGGCGAAGAAAGUGGCUUCUCCGAAGAACUAGUCGAGAAAACUAAAAAUAGAAAGAAUAAAAUGAUAUAUCAUCCAUCAAGCGAUCACCUCGCGAUAUCGCGGAUUUUUAAAGCGUGGAGCACGUAUUCUAUUAAAAGACAUCGUUUAGCAGUUAAAUUUUGCCGAAAGAUGCAUCUCCGGCAAAACAAAAUGAAAUUAUUGUCUAUGACACGAGAUCUAUUUCUUCGACAGAUGGUCUUAUGUCGCCUAUUGAACAAUACGCAUAUGUAUAACGAUUUUGAUAAUGCGGCAAAUAAGUUUGAAGAUAAGGACGAGUUAGUUAAAGCUAUAAUAUACGCUGCUACACAGCAGUUGAUCGAACAUAAGAAUGUAGGAUUAAAGAAAGGAAUAUUAAGGACGGGCAUAAACGAGCUGCGAGUAGGCAAAAUUAAAGCCCUCAUUUCGGGAGACAGUGUCAAUUAUAAGCGCAAGAUUUGGCCAAGUUCAUAUUUGACGUAUUUCCGCAGUGAGCACGAUGACAUGUGUAAACGCAUGAUUAUUCGGGAAACUAGUAUGAUAUCGCCUUUAACGAUAUUACUCUUUAAUCAACAAGAAAUUCAAUGUUAUGAGCGAGAUGAUAAGAUAGAAUUAAAAAUUAAUGUUAACAAAGAUGAUACUUUAAACUUCUCUUGCGACAAAAGAACCGCUGACGUACUCUUAAAAUUUAGAAACAUUAUGUGGUCUGUAGUGCAAUAUUCAUUGGAGAAGGAGGAGAUGGAGUUCCAUAAUUAUGGAGUAAAAUUAAUGUCAGAAUACAAAGAUCAAUUGCUCGAAACUCUUGUGAAAGCUUUGGACAAUGCAUCCGAAUGCAUACAAGACACCAAUGAUGAUAAUGAUAAUAAUGAUGAUGAUGAUAAUGAUGAUGAUGAUAAUGAUGAUAAGGAGAAUAGUUUGUAGUGAACGUUAAUGUCUAAUAAUAAUUCUUUUAUUUUACACAAUGCUA